Molecule: messenger RNA, 516 nt
Organism: Lathyrus oleraceus (garden pea)
Lineage: Eukaryota; Viridiplantae; Streptophyta; Magnoliopsida; Fabales; Fabaceae
Product: senescence-specific cysteine protease SAG12-like
Exons: 2
Coding region: 1-516 (171 amino acids)
Biological process (GO): proteolysis
Molecular function (GO): cysteine-type peptidase activity
Source: RefSeq, a predicted model, not a curated record
AUGAUUAUAUAUUCCAAUCGUGGUGAAUGUUGUUGGGCUUUUACAGCUGUGACAGCUGUAGAAGGUAUUGUUAAAAUCAAAAUAGGUGAUUUGAUUUCAUUGUCAGAGCAACAACUGGUUGAUUGUGAUAAGCAAAGCCACGGGUGUAAAGGUGGUUCUAUUGACUCUGCCUUUGAAUCUAUAGUAAACGAUCAAGGAAUUCUUCGAGAAACUGAUUAUCCUUAUAAAGGAGUUGAUCAAACUUGCCAACUAAAUGGUCAAGUACAAGUCGGAGCUCAAAUAAAUAGUUAUGCAACCGUAACUCCCAAUGAUGAACAACAACUACUACAAGUUGUGGCGCAACAGCCAGUAUCAACUGCAAUCUCUAUAGGUGAUGAAUUUAAGAAAUACAUGCAUGGGGUUUAUUCAGGAUUGUGUGGAACCGAUUUGAACCAUACAGUUACAAUAGUUGGUUAUGGAAUAAGUGAAGAAGGGAUGAAGUAUUGGAUGGUUAAGAAAUCUUGGGGUGAAAACUAG